AUGUCAGGUAUAACCUUAAGAUCAAAUGAAUCUCAAAUUCCAAUCCUUUUGGACCGUCUACAAGAGAUUUCUCAGUCCCUUGAGCGAGCCCCUCAUAAGCGAAGUUCUUUUAGAGCUGAUCCGGAAUCCAUCAUGGAAGAUUAUCUUGCAGAUGUUUCAGAUGCGCGAAAAAAAGCCCAGGAAGCUAUCAAACUUGCCAGAAAAUUCCAUAAGGCUUAUCAAAAAUCUUAUGCUAAUAGUAAAGAAUUUUUCAGAAAAGGCGAAGAGCUUCAAGAGAAAAUUGAAGAAAUGGAAUCCCAGAUCAGGGACCAACAAAGCGAGCUGAUUUCUCGUGAGCAGCGCUGUGAUGGGUUGACUAGUGAAAUUGCUGAUUUAGAAAAAUUAUUUAAAAACACAAUAAGCGAGAAUUCUCAGCUGAAAAGAGAGAUUAAUAGCUUAAAGAGGGAAAUUACACAAAAGGAGCAAGAAAUCAAAAAGAAGCCUAAAAAAAGCACAAAAAAUGAAAAUAAUGAAAGGGAAAGUGACAAAGCUCUCCAAAAUGAGAUCGUAAUUCUGACUGGAGAGUUAAAACGGCAGGUUGAAGAAAUUGAAGACCUCCACUUCAAGUUAAAAGAAGUUAGCAAUUUAUUACAGAUAGAAAAAAGUGCCAGUGAAAGGCUAAGGAAUUUUAUAACACAGAUUAAAAACGAAAACUUUGAGCAUGGAAAAGAAAUUGAAGAGCUGAAAAUAGAAAAAAGCAUGAUGGAAGAAAGAAUAUUAGGCUUAAAAAAUGAGCUGGUGCAAAUGAAGACUUAUAAUGAACAGCUUGAAAGAGAAUAUGACAACCAAAGGAGAAGAGCGACGCUAACCGAAAUCCCAAAAGAAUUAAAUAAAACCGUAAAAAUGGUUAUAAAAGAAGAGCAUGAAGAAGAAAGUGACAAAGAAAGUGGCAGUAUUGUUAGCGAUGAGAGCGAGAGUGAGAAAGAAGAAAAUGGAGGAUUUAGCUUAGAAAUAGAAGAAUACAAUGAAAAUAUUCAUAGAGCUGAUACUAGAGCAAAAACAGCACCAGCUCCUGUAGAAGAAACUUUAGGAGAUUAUUUAGGAGAAGAAGAGGAAGAGUCCAAUUCAAGUGAUAAUCCAUAUUUCAUGGUUUCAUCACCUACAUCAAAAUUCAGCAUAAAUGGCGACUCGUCGCCAAAGGACAACAAAGUAUUUUUCUUGAGCUCUCCCAAAGCAAACUAUGAUUUGCAGUAUCCAUCUUUUCAGUUUGAUAGUAGCAAUGAUAAAAAGAUUUGCCAUUGUGACGAUAUUUCUGUCAGCUCUAAACCAGCUGAGAGCAAAAGGAAAGAAAUUUGCGUAGUAAACAGUGAAAUUUUAAUUUUUCCAAAGGCAAAAGCGCAAAAGCAUAUAACUCAAUGCGAAGGAAUUUUAAUUGAAAAAGUUCUAAAGCCAGAAUUGCAAUUGGAGAACAGUGAAAAGAUUUUAAUAAAGCCUAAGGAAAAGCCCACGCUGCAUACGAAUGAGGCAGAAAAAAUAUUAAUAUUGCCCAAGGAAAAGCCAAAACUGCAGCUAAAAAUUACUGAAAGUAUGAUGAUUUCGCCUGAAGAAAAACCAAUCCUAGAGCUAAAAACGAUCGAAAAAUUGAUGAUUUUACCUAAAGAAAAACCUAAACUAGAGUUAAAGAGUGAGAAUAAGCUCAUUAUUUUGCCAAAGGAGAAAGCCAAAUUGCAACUAAAUUUGAUUGAAAAUCUCAUGAUUUUCCCAAAGGAAAAAGCUAAAUUAGAUAUAAAACUGAUACAUAAACUCAUUAUUUUGCCAAAGGAAAAACCCAAGCUCGAGCUAAAAACAAAUGAAAAAAUCCUUAUAAUUCCAGUUGAGAAGCCAAAACUUAUUAUGGAAAAUUUCAAAUCAUGCUUACCUCCUCUUCAAAAGCCAAAGCUGCAGCUGAAUCAAGUAGAAAACUUACUCAUUCUGGCAAAAAUAAAACCCAAGAAAUCACUUAUAAAUUGUGGACACAUUUUUGUGCACCCUCUGCAAAAAGUCGAAGUGGAGCAGCAUAUUUCAGAUAAACCUACAAUUACUUUGCAAUCAAUAUCAGUUUUUUCUUUAUCAAUAUCAAAACAGCUUAAAAAGGCCCUUGCAAUCAUUUCGAUGAAUUCUUUAUCACUUUGCAAUCAAAAAUUGCCAAAUAAUUUCCUGAUAGCCAAUGAAAAAUUAAUAUCAAUUCCAUCAUAUAAACAGAAACUAGAAUUGCAAAAUAUUCAAAAACUAAAAAUUUGAUCACUUCCUAAGCUUUCUUACAGCAAGAACAGUGAUGUACAUAUUCUGGAAACUAAAAAUGUUCAGCUGGAAGUCCAAAGCAUCCAAACCUUAAAAAUCUAUUCACCUCCGAAGUUUUCUUGCAGCAAGAAUGAACAUAUAAAUAUCUUGGAAACCAAAAAGCCUCAAUUGGAGCUCCAAAAUGUCCAAAAAUUACAAAUUUAUUCGCAUCCUAAGCUCUCUUACAGUAAGAACAGUCAUAUAAAUAUAUGGGAAACUAAGAAAACUGAAAUAAAGCCUUGUCUUUCUAUAAGUUCAGCCAGUAUUUUUCCAGAAAAACCAAUUUCUAUUUUACCUCUAAAGUCUUUAUUAGAGGUCCAAAACGUUCAAAACACAAAAUUGGGCUUAAAUUCUUUCCUUUCCUCCUCAACUCAUGAUCAAAUUCACAUUAUUUCACCCAAGCCUAAGCCCCAAAUUUUCCAGAAGCUACCAAAGGUAGCUCAUCCUCUUCAAGCAUUUAGCUUUUGCUAUUUAGAAAGCAUUUUUAUUCGUUCCAAAAAUAAUUUGUCUGAUAACUCCAGUAUAAAUUCAGACGAUACAACUUCUUCAAGACGAUCUCGGCUUAAUGCUCCUCAGUCAAGAGACCCAAUUAAAGAAUUUUUUAUUUUUGUAAAUUUCAUGUAGACGUGUCAAGCUGCCAAACUAAACAGCAAAUACAAAGAUCGACUGGGGAGAGUCCCUGUUAAUUCAUUAUAUAGUAAAGUGCUAGAAGAAGGAAUUCCAUUUAAUAAAUGGCAUGACUAUGUUCAAGAGGAAUUGCAUAAAGAGUUUGGAAAAUGCUAAUUUUUAUGGUUCUUUUGCACGAUGCCGAUUUCAUAACUACUAUUUUUUCCCCUUUUUUUUGUUGAUGCUUUUGGCCUUUUUUUUUGGCUUAGUUUUUGUGGUCUAUUUUUUUUGGCCUAUUUUUUAAUUCUAAAAAUUUUAUAGUAUAACUUUUGUCAAAACUAGACUAAAAUUGAUUGUAAAACACCUCGAAAUAGUCAAUAUGGAAUCACUUUCAAAGCAAAUAGGUCAAAAUAGGUUCAAACAUCAUUUAAGAAAAAAAAGAAUAGGCCAAUAAAAAGCAGGGACAAAAAAAAAGCCAAAAAAAUAAAAAGGUGGUGAAAAAUAUAGGCCAAAAUAAGGCUAAAAAAUAGUUUUUUAUGAAAACCCGAA
Blepharisma stoltei is the source of this 3453-nucleotide messenger RNA. The record is from the annotation of a GenBank genome assembly. Lineage: Eukaryota; Ciliophora; Heterotrichea; Heterotrichida; Blepharismidae.